AUGAUCAGGGCUCUUGGCUGCGCGUGCAGGAGGAGCCGGGAAUUCGGGGGUCCCGGCCUAUAUAUGCUGUGUGCGCGCACAGCUCGGGUCGAUAGGUCAGCCCGAGAGAGAGCCUCAGGAGAGCCCACCUGCGCUCAUGGCUUCUCUCCUGUUCCCGCCAAACUGACUAACUCAACCCCCUUCAGGAGCAUGGGCCUCGGGCCCGUGCUGCCCCUCACGAGCCUCGAGAACGUGCUUUUCUUCCUCUUCAGCAUCCUGCUGGCCACGGCCAUCAUCUUCCUCAACGCGUCCGUGUUCGCCUCCGUCCUGCUGAGCCGCUCGCUGCGCGCGGAGAACCGAUGCAUGUACAUGCUGAGUACGUGCCUGAGCGACGUGUGCUCCGGCGUGUCCUACUACUACUGCGGCGUGCUGGACGUGCGCGACAGCUACGACUCGCCCACGCGCACCUUCUACAUCGCGCCCACCUUCCUGGGCCUGUCCUACAUGGCCAUCCUGGCGGCGCAGGCUGACCGCUACCACGCGGUGGCCGCACCCUUCACCUACGCGCAGCGCAUGACCCGUGGGCGCACGCUGGCAGUCAUCGCCGCCUACUGGCUCUACGCCUUCGUCAUCGUGGCCGUCAACAACCUGGUGACGGUGGGCAUCGCCAAGUCAGUCACGAGCAUCGGCACGUUCGUCAGCAACAUCUUCACGGUGGUCAUCAUGAUCGGCCUCAACGUCAGGCUCUUCUUCAUCGCCAAGUACCAGCUGGAGCGCGAGCCCCCCAGCGCCGAGCGCGAGACCAAGCGCGCCUCCAUCUACCUGAUCGUCGUGGUGGCCGUGUGCUUCCUCAUCGCGUGGCUGCCCAUCUUCCUCCACGUCAUCGUGUGCAACUUCACGGGUGCCACGUGCUACACGUUCCGCAACGAGGGCACGGACCCACUGCGCGUGCUGCCGCGCCUCAACGCUGCUCUCACUCCGGUCCUGUACAUCCGGGGCUGCGCGGCGCUCAGACACACUCUGCUGACCAGAGUGUGGAGAGCGUGCUGCAGGGCCAGAGGGGUUAAUCCUGUGGGUGGGCAGAAAUCCAUCGUACCCAGUGGUCAGGCUGUGUCCGUGGUGUGCAAGACUUGA
Molecule: messenger RNA, 1113 nt
Organism: Colossoma macropomum (tambaqui)
Lineage: Eukaryota; Metazoa; Chordata; Actinopteri; Characiformes; Serrasalmidae
Product: adenosine receptor A2b-like
Exons: 3
Coding region: 1-1113 (370 amino acids)
Biological process (GO): G protein-coupled receptor signaling pathway
Cellular component (GO): membrane
Molecular function (GO): G protein-coupled receptor activity
Source: RefSeq, a predicted model, not a curated record